Molecule: messenger RNA, 7374 nt
Organism: Adineta steineri
Lineage: Eukaryota; Metazoa; Rotifera; Eurotatoria; Adinetida; Adinetidae
Source: the annotation of a GenBank genome assembly
AUGUCAACUACGUACAACCAGUCGGCAAACGGCUAUUCAGGUGGAGGAGGAGGAGGCGGACCUGGCCAUACUGAAAAUCCUCAACAAAACGAACAAAGCGAAUCUAUUGAAGAAGACGAAUUUGGACGUACUGAAGAAGAAUUUCAAGAAGAUAUGCAGCGAGAAUUAGCUGAUGAUGCCCCAUGGAAAAGGAUACAACAAAAUACAUUUACUCGAUGGGCAAAUGAACAUUUAAAAUUGCUUAAUCGUAAUCUUAAUGAUCUACAAUUAGAAUUAGGCGAUGGAUUAAAUUUAAUUGCAUUAAUUGAAGUUUUAUCACAAAAAAAAGUUCCACGUUAUAAUAAAAGACCAAAUUUUCGUUCACAAAAAUUAGAAAAUGUCUCAGUUGUAUUAGAUUUUUUGGAAAAUACUGAACGUAUACGUCUUGUGAAUAUUGAUGCUUCACAUAUUGUUGAUGGUAAAUUAAAACUAAUUCUUGGUUUAAUAUGGACAUUAAUUUUACAUUAUUCAAUUUCAUUACCUAUGUGGGAAUUCGAACAACCCGAUGGACCUGGCACGGGAAAAGAUGUAACACCCAAACAAAAACUCAUGAAUUGGGUUCAAGAAAAAUUACCACCAGAAUUACCUGUCACAAAUUUUACAUCCGAUUGGAAUGAUGGUCGUGCUAUUGGUGCACUCGUUGAUGCAUGUGCACCAGGACUUUAUCCGGAUUGGGCGGAUCGUGAUCCAAAGAAUGCAUUAGAAAAUGCUAAAGAAGCUAUGGAUUUAGCUGAACGUUGGUUAGGUGUCCCACAAUUAGUUGAACCACAUGAAAUGAUUAACCCUAAAGUCGAUGAACAAUCUAUGAUGACUUAUCUAUCACAAUAUCCAAGUGCUAAAUUAAAACCAGGUGCACCAAUUAGACCCAAAACAAAUUCAGCACGCGUUAGAUGUUAUGGAAAAGGUAUUGAACCAACUGGUAAUCACGUUGAUGCACCAGCUAAAUUUCAUGUUGAAACUUUUGCUGCUGGCAAAGGAAACGUUGAGGUGAUUGUUUUAAAUCCAAAAGGACAAAAAGAAAAAUGUGAAGUCGAAUUUCGUGAUGAUAAAAAUCAAACUUAUGAUUGCACAUAUUAUCCAACGAUGGAAGGACAAUAUAAAGUCAUUGUAAAAUUUGCAGGACAAGAAGUACCAAAAUCGCCAUUUUCACCUUUUAUUCAAGGCAAAUCAGGUGAUGCUAGUCAAUGUCGAGCAAGUGGACCUGGUCUUGAACCAAAUGGUGUUAUGGUUGAUAAACCAACAUGGUUUGAAAUUGAUGCUACAAAUGCUGGCAAUGGUCUUGCUGAAGUUAUACUUGCUGAUCCUCAAGGUCGACAAGAUGUUGUACCUGUAUCAGUCAAACAAACUGCUCCUGGCAAAUUUCGUUGUGAAUAUGUCCCACGUGAACCUGGUCUUCAUUCAGUAAAUGUAUUUUUUGCUGGUCGACCUAUACCAAAUAGUCCCUAUGGUGUUAAUGUUUCACCAUCAUCUGAUGCCAAAAAAUGUCGUGCUUUUGGACGGGGCCUUCAACCAAAAGGUGUUCGCACUGGUGAUGUAGCAGAAUUUCGUGUUGUUACUAAAGAUGCUGGAGAAGGUGUUAUGAAAGCAACAGUUGCUGGACCAGAUGGUUCCGAAGUCCCUUGUCGUGCAACAAAAGUUAACAAUACAACAUAUGAAUGUGGUUAUGUACCAAAUCGUGUUGGACCUCAUACAGUUAAUAUAACAUAUGGUGGUGCUCAUAUACCUAAAAGUCCAUUUCCGGUAGCAGUUGCACCUUAUAAAGAUUCACGUAUACGCGCAUUUGGACCUGGUCUUGAAGGUGGCAUUGUUGGUUUUCCAGCUGAUUUUGUUGUUGAAACUAAUGGUGAAACUGGUUCAUUAGGUUUUUCAAUCGAAGGACCAUCACAAGCACGUAUUGAAUGUAAUGAUAAUGGUGAUGGAUCAGCGAAUGUUCGUUAUUGGCCAACAAUACCAGGCGAAUAUGCUGUACAUAUUCUUUGUAAUGAUGAAGAUAUACCACAUUCACCAUUUAUGGCUUGGGUUGAAUCUCCAGGAAAUUUUGAUUCGAAUAAAGUUAAAGCUUAUGGUCCUGGACUUGAACCAGCAGGACAAAUUAUUGGUAAACCAACUGAAUUUACAAUUGAUACACAUAAUGCUGGUGAUGCUACAUUACGUGUUCAAGCUAUUGAUCAAGAAUAUCAACCAGUUGAUGUACAUGUACGAAAUAAUGGAAAUGGCACACAUACUUGUCGUUAUACACCAACAAACGCAAAUCGUCAUUGUAUUUUAAUUGAUUAUGGUGGUGUUGCUAUACCAAAUAGUCCAUUUCGAGUUUGGCCAAGUGAACCAUCAAAUCCAUCAAAAGUACGUGUUUUUGGUCCAGGUGUUGAACGUGGCAUAAAAAUGAAUACUCCUACACAUUUUACUGUUGAUUGUAAAGAAGCUGGUCCAGGGGAUAUAUCAAUUGCACUCACUGAUACAAAAAAUCAAGAUGUUCCAUUUACUAUUGAUGAUAAACAAGAUGGAACAUUUGAAAUUGCUUAUACACCAAAAUCACCUGGUGUACAUUGUAUUAGUGUUUUAUUUGGUGAAAAUGAAAUACCUAUAUCACCAUUAAAAGUUAAUGUUGAACCAGCUGUUGAUGUUAGUAAAAUACGUGUUGAAGGUCUUGAAACAAUGCCUAUUGUCGGACAGCCUGCUCAGGUAACAUUAAAUACAUUAGCAGCUGGUACACUACCAGCUAAUUUAAUUCAUGCUCGUAUUGUCGGACCAAAAGGCAAUACUGAAGAAGCAAUCGUAACGCCAGCACCACAAGGUUAUAAUCUUCGCUUUAAUGUACCUGAACCAGGUAUAUAUACCAUUGAACCAGAUGUAUGUACAAUACCUCUACGUCCCGUACAAAUCACAGCUAUUGAACCAAUUGAUCCAAGUAAAGUACAUGCUUUUGGACCAGGUCUUUCGCAAGGUACAGUUAAUAAACCAGCUGAUUUCGUUGUUGAUACACGUGGAGCUGGUAAUGGUCAAUUGGGUGUUACUGUUGAAGGACCAUCUGAGUCAAAAAUUGACUAUCAAGAUAAUAAUGAUGGUAGUUGUCGUGUAACAUAUCAUCCAACAGUCGCUGGUAAUUACAAUAUCAAUAUAUUAUAUGAAGGAAAACAUAUCGCUGAUUCACCAUUUCAUGCUGCUGUACGAGCUGAUCUUGAUACACGUACUAUUCGUUGUUAUGGUCCUGGAAUUGAUACAAACGAAGUAUUUCUUGAAAGUCCAACUGAAUUUACAGUUGAUGCUAAAUCAGUUACUAGUACUGGUUCAGGUCGUGUUGAAUGUUUAUUGACAUCACCAGGUGGACGAGUUGUUCGAUGUCCGAUUAAAAAUAUGAAUAAUGGAACUUAUCUAGUUCAAUAUGCUCCAUAUGAACCAGGCAUGCAUCAAUUGGAAGUAACUUAUGAAAAUAUUCCUGUACCAGGAAGUCCAUUUCGUGUUAAUGCUAUAUCAGGUUCUGAUUCUACACGUGUACGUGCUUAUGGACCUGGUCUUGAAACUGCCACAACAAAUGAACCAGUAACAUUUACUAUUGAAACAAAAGGUGCCGGACAAGGUAGCCUUGGCUUAGCAAUUGAAGGACCAUCUGAAGCCAAAAUGGUUUGUAAAGAUAAUCAAGAUGGUACUUGUGUUAUGGAAUAUUUACCAACAAAAGCUGGACAAUAUGAUAUAGCAAUUAAAUUUGCUGAACAACAUAUACCAGGUUCACCAUUUCAUGUUAAUGUACGUGAUCGACUUGACGCUAAUCAUGUCAAUGUUAAAAUGAGUUCAACUAUGCGUGCUAAUGCUUUACAAGAAAUUGUAAUCGAUGGUCAAACAGCUGGACCUGGUAAUCCAUCAAUUGACAUAACUGAUUCACAUGGUCGUCGUAAACCAGCUAGUAUUCGUCCUAGAGGUGAAGGUGUUUACGUUGCUGAAUUUACUCCACAAACAGAAGGUCCACAUCGUAUUGAUAUUAAUUGGAGUGAUCAACCAGUACGUCAAAGUCCAUUUAACGUUCAAGUAUUACCGAAUUUUGAACCACAUAAAGUCAUUGUUGACGGACCAGGUACUCGUAACGGUAUACCAGCAUCACUUGAAACACAUUUUCGUAUUGAUACACGUGACGCUGGUGUUGAACAUCCAGAAGUUUCAAUUAAAAAUCCUGAAGGUGUUCUAGUUUCUUCUAAAAUUAUCGAUAAUAAAGAUGGAACAUACAAGGUAACAUAUAAACCAAACGAUGUUGGCCGAUAUAUAAUUAAUGUUAAUUAUGGUGGUAUUCCGGUUAAUAAUUCUCCAUUCAACGUGAAAGUGGAACCGACCGGAGAUCCAACUAAAUGCCAAAUAUCUGGCAGUGGCAUUAGUCCUAAUGUUCAAGUAGGUGAAGAAUAUACAAUUACUGUUGACACACAUGAAGCUGGUCCAGGUGCCGUAACAGGUCGUAUACGUUCAACUGUUGGCAAUGAUCUCGAUAUUGAUAUUGUUGAUAAUGAAGAUGGAACAUUUAAUUUAUUCUAUAUACCACAUAAUCCAGGAAAUUAUGUUGUAAAAAUUAGAUUUGGUGGACAAGAUAUUCCAGGUGGUGAUUUUGUCGUUACGGCUGGUGAUACCACUACCAGUAAAUAUACUCGAACACAAUCAACAGAAUCUGUUACAUCAAGUCAAUAUCGUCCUGUUGAUUUUCGUUUACCAGUUGGUGGUAGUGGUCAAUUUAGUGAUAUCACUGCAUUAAUUCGAACACCAAAUGGUAAAUUUCAUACCCCAAAUAUUGAUGAUAAUCAAGAUGGAACUGUUUCAAUAAAAUAUCAACCAUCAGAAAUUGGUCUACAUGAAUUAGAUGUUUUCUAUCAAGGACAACCCAUAGCUGGUUCACCAUUUAAAUUUCAUGUUGAUAAAGUUCAAACAGGUUAUGUCACAGCAUAUGGACCUGGUCUUAGUCAUGGUGUUUGUAAUGAACCAUGUAACUUUCGUAUUGUUACUAAAGAUGCCGGUUCUGGUGGUCUUUCUGUUGCUGUUGAAGGUAGUUCAAAAGCUGAAAUUCAAUGUAAAGAUAAUAAAGAUGGUACAUGUGAUGUUACAUACUGGCCGACUGCACCAGGUGAAUAUACAAUAACAGUUAAAUUCGCUGAUAAACAUAUUGUUGGUUCACCAUUUACUGCUAAAGUAACUGGUGUACCACCAUCCGUUGAAAAACAUAAACGUUCACAAGUUAUGGUUGGUAGUCAAAGUGAAAUAAGUUUACGUGUAACUGAAUUAGAUAUACAUGAUUUAAAUGCUACAAUACGUUCACCAAGUGGUAUUGAAGAAGCAUGUUUACUUAAAAAAUUACCUAAUGGAAGUCUUGGAAUAUCAUUUAUACCGAGAGAAACUGGUGAUCAUUUAGUAAAUGUUUAUCGAGAUGGUAAACAUAUUAAAAAUAGUCCAUUUCGUAUACAUGUUGGAUCAUCAGAAAUUGGUGAUGCUACUAAAGUUAAAGUAUUUGGACGAGGUUUACAAGAAGGUUACGCUAAUCAAACCAAUGAUUUUACUGUUGUUACACGAGAUGCUGGUUAUGGUGGUUUAUCACUUUCAAUUGAAGGACCAUCAAAAGCUGAUAUUGAAUGUCAUGAUAACGAAGAUGGCUCAUGUCUUGUCACUUAUAAACCAACUGAACCCGGAGUCUACAUUGUUAAUGUUAAAUUUGCUGAUAAACAUGUACCUGGUAGUCCAUUUACAGUCAAUGUAGGUGGUCAUGGAUCAAAUCGACUUCGUGAAAGUAUCACACGUGAACGUCGUGCUGCUGAUAUAACACAUAUUGGCAGUCAAUGCGAAUUAUCCCUUAAAAUUCCUGGCACAUUAUCAUAUGAUAUGAAUGCUUGUGUAACAAGUCCAUCAGGCCGUUUAGAAAAUUGUGAAAUUGUUGAUCUUGGAGAUUGUAAUUAUUCAAUUAAAUUUAUUCCGAAAGAAAUGGGUGUUCAUACUGUUAGUGUUAAACAUAAAGAUAUACAUAUUCCUGGUAGUCCUUUUGAAUUUACUGUUGGUCCACUUCAAGGUGGCGGUGGUUCACAUAAAGUUCGUGCUAGUGGUAGUGGUCUUGUACGUGGUGAAGUGAAUACAACAAAUGAAUUUAAUAUUUAUACACGUGAAGCAGGUGCUGGUGGCUUAGCUAUUGCUGUUGAAGGUCCAGCUAAAGCUGAAAUAGAUUUCUUUGAUCGUAAAGAUGGUUCAUGUGGUGUAUCAUAUGUAUGUCCAGAAGCAGGUGAUUAUCAAAUAUCAAUUAAAUUCAAUGAUCAACAUAUUCCUGAAUCUCCAUUUAAUGUUUCAAUUGUUCCACCAUUUGGUGAUGCUAAAAAACUUACAAUACAUAGUCUUAAAACCAAAGGACUUGAAAUUAAUCGACAAUAUACAUUUACUGUUAAUGUUAACGGUGCACGUGGUCGUGUUGAUGCACGUGUAACAGCACCAAGUGGUGCCGAAGAAUCAUGUGUAGUACAAGAAAUGGGUAAUGAUCAUUAUGCUAUUCAAUUUAUUCCAAGAGAAAAUGGUAUUCAUUGGAUACAUGUUCGUUUUAAUGGACGUGAUAUACCUGAUUCACCAUUUCGUGUUGUUGUUGGACAAGCUAAUGCUGAUCCAGGUCGAGUAUUUGCUUCUGGUACUGGUUUAUAUCAAGGAGAUACUGGUCAAGCAUGUGAAUUUUUAAUUGAUACAACAAACGCUGGUGCUGGCGCAUUAGCUGUUACAGUUGAUGGACCAUCAAAAGUUCAACUUGAUUGUAAAGAAGUAGCUGAAGGUUAUCGUGUUACAUUUACCCCAACUGCACCUGGAGAUUAUCUUAUUUCAAUUAAAUUUGCUGGAACUAACAUUGCUGGUAGCCCAUUUAAAUGUACAGUCGGAGGUACUGGAUUAAAUACAAUUCGUGGAAGUGGCGGCAAUGGUGGUUUAAAUACAAUUACCUCAUCAUCAUCGUCAUUUGUUCAACGUUCUCAAGGAAAUGUCACAUCUCAAACAAGAUAUGAUGCUGUUGAAAAAACAACAUCAUUUUCAUCGAGUUCAAAACAAAAUAAUUAUGCUGCUGUCGAUGCAAGUCGAGUACGUGCACAAGGAGAAGGUUUAUCACGAGCUUACCGAAAUGAAAAAGCAGCAUUUACUGUUGAUACACGUGAUGGUGGAAAUGCUAUGUUAAUGGUUGGUGUAUUUGGUCCAAAAUCUCCAUGUGAAGAAGUUUUUAUAAAACAUAUUGGAAAUAAUCAAUACAAUGUUCAAUAUACUGUUCGAGAAAAGGGUGAAUAUAUGUUGAUUGUUAAAUGGGGUGAUCAACAUAUUCCAGGUUCUCCAUGGCAUAUUGAAGUUGUUUAA